AUGGAUCAUAAUAUGACCGGUAUGAUGGACAUGGUAAUACACUUUCGUGAAAGGGAACUCAUCCUCUUCUCAUUCUGGAAGACCGGCACGUUGUCAGGAAUGGCUGUGUCCAUGUUUAUCUCAUUUCUGCUUUGUAUCUUGUAUGAGGCGAUCAAAGGCUUUCGUCUGUUCCUUGCGAUCUACCACAACAAGCAGCGUCGUUCCGCCAUGACCAGUUCGCAGUCAGCCUUAGCUGAUUCGGCAGGUGACAAUGUAUCCCAUGAUUCAGUCUCAUUUGCUCCUAUGCUUCAAGUUACUGGUUUGACGCGCCGCGUAUUUUCCGGAUAUCGCUUGAUCCAAGCAUCUCUCUACGGUGUACAGGCUCUCUUAGCUUACGUGCUAAUGCUCAUCGUCAUGACAUUCAACGGAAAUCUCAUUCUGAGCAUCGUAGCUGGAGAAGCCGUUGGUUACUUACUGUUUGUUGGGACGCCACUUGCAGAUUCCCAUCUUGCAGACUGCUGCUAA
Molecule: messenger RNA, 504 nt
Organism: Cylicostephanus goldi
Lineage: Eukaryota; Metazoa; Nematoda; Chromadorea; Rhabditida; Strongylidae
Source: the annotation of a GenBank genome assembly